Molecule: messenger RNA, 1300 nt
Organism: Poeciliopsis prolifica (blackstripe livebearer)
Lineage: Eukaryota; Metazoa; Chordata; Actinopteri; Cyprinodontiformes; Poeciliidae
Gene: wnt16
Product: wingless-type MMTV integration site family, member 16
Biological process (GO): cell fate commitment; canonical Wnt signaling pathway; neuron differentiation
Cellular component (GO): extracellular region
Molecular function (GO): frizzled binding; cytokine activity
Source: RefSeq, a predicted model, not a curated record
AUGGAGACCCGGAGUUCUGGAGUCCGACCCAUGUUCGCUCUGGUUCUGCUGCUGGUCUGGGUCAGUCCGCCGAGCUGCCGGGCCAGCUGGAUGUGGCUGGGCGCGACGUCCGGCCCCGGAGCGGCUGAGCUCGGCGACGCGGCGCUGAGCGGCCGGCAGCGCGCCGUGUGCCGCGCGGCGCCGCUGCUGGCGCGCGGCGUGCGCGACGGAGCGCGGCUGGCCGUGGCGGAGUGUCAGAACCGGUUCCGACUGGAGCGCUGGAACUGCUCCACGACCCGGAACCCCGCGGCGCCGUUCGGCCACGAAAUGACGAGUGAGGAAGUGAUGUCACAAUGUCUGUCCCGCAGGAACCAAGGAGACGGCGUUCACGCGGUGAUGGCGGCGGGUCUGGUCCACUCCGUCACCCGGGCCUGUAGCCAGGGCAACAUGACGGAGUGCGGCGACGCCCGGCUGCGCGGCGCCCGGCUGCGCGGCGGCGGCGGCGCGGCGGCGGCGCAGGGCUGGCAGUGGGGCGGCUGCUCCGACAACGGCUUCGGAACCUGGUUCAGCCGGAGGUUCAUGGACGUCUCGGAGAAGAACUCGUCAACGGGCCGGGACGGGUUCACGCUCAGCACCAUGAACCGGCACAACGCCGAAGCCGGACGGCAGGCCAUCCAGGUGACCAUGUCCACAGACUGUCGCUGCCACGGCAUUUCUGGCUCCUGCGCAGUGAAGACCUGCUGGAGGUCCGUGGCGCCGUUCCAGCGUGUCGGCGCCUACCUGAAGGAGCGAUACGAGCGCAGCGUCCAGGUGUCGGACCGUGCCAGGAGGAAGACCAGAAAAAAGGACCAGCGCCACCCUGUGGACAUUAAUGAACUCAUCUACCUGAACAAGUCUCCAAACUACUGCCUGGAGGACAGGCGGCGUGGCAUCGCUGGCACCAGGGGGCGCCGCUGCAACCGGACCUCCGCCGGCCCGGAUGGCUGCAACCUGCUUUGCUGCGGCAGAGGCUACAACACUCAUGUGGUGAGGAACAUCCAGCGCUGCGAGUGCAAGUUUGUCUGGUGCUGCUACGUCCACUGCAGGCGCUGCGAGAGCAUGAACGACAUGCACACCUGUAAAUAAGGCCACGCCCAGAAAGGAUCGCACACCUGGAGCGGGAAGAGAAGACAGUCCUGUGUGGAUGGAGGUUCUGAUCAGAUCAGGAUCUGAUUGGAUGAAACAGCUGCAGGUCACUGCAGGUCACAACUCGACUUGGAGCCUGGAAACACCCUGGAAACACCCUGGAAUCAGCCUGGAAACACCCUGGAAUCAGCCUGGA